This is a messenger RNA of Trachemys scripta elegans, 830 nucleotides long. RefSeq names its product solute carrier family 22 member 6-A-like. Lineage: Eukaryota; Metazoa; Chordata; Testudines; Emydidae. Bases 411 to 830 code for a protein of 139 amino acids. Gene Ontology annotation, molecular function: transmembrane transporter activity. Gene Ontology annotation, biological process: transmembrane transport. The record is from RefSeq and is a predicted model, not a curated record. The transcript has 2 exons.
UGGACACUGCACAGACCCCAACCGAGACUGUGCUGGGUGCUCUGUGAACCCCAACUGAGAUUGGGGCACAGCUGUGCUGGGUGCUGCACAGGGACAAAGCUAGAGACCAGGAUGACCCUCCCUCAUUUUACAGAUGAUGGACAUUGAGGCUCAGAGAGAUUCAGGCUGUGAUGCCCUGCAGAUCACUUUUCCCAUUAAACGUACGUAGCUUUGGACUUGUAAUUAACAAAUUAAAAUGAAUUGUAAGGAUUGCUAUGGGAACUGGCUGUCUAAAUGCCAUCAAUGGCUCUGAAAAUCUCAGCCCCAGUCUGGGGCAUUAACCACAAGCCAGUCUUCCUCCUGGAGCCCAGCUUCGUUUCCUCUCUCCCUUACAGUGGGACCUGGUGUGUGACUCCCGGCAGCUGAAGCAGAUGGCUCAGUCCAUCUACAUGGCUGGGGUCCUGGCGGGAGGCAUCAUCUUUGGAGGUCUGUCAGACAGGUUUGGCCGCAGGUCUCCCUUGAUCUGGUGCUACUUGCAGAUGGCUGUCACGAGCACCUGCACUGCCUUCUCACCCAGCUUCACUGCCUACUGCAUCUUCCGUUUCCUGACCGGAAUGGCCAUCUCGGGCAUUGUGAUGAACAGUGUCUCUCUGUGUAAGUGUGUCUGGCGCCUGCCAUCCCAGACACAAGAUGAGCUGGUUACUGGGGAUGGACGGAAGUGCCUUGUUCCUGCUGCUAAUAAAUUACUCUGUGGUGGGAGCACAGAGAGACCAGAAGCACACACCGCAUGGGUGGGAUGUCCAAGGUCUCAGCAGCAAAAAUCGGGAGCUAGAUUUUUCCAGAACUCCUAG